AUGCUGUGUGAGAACAGAGACGGGAACAACAGAGUUCUUCAACAUCAUGACGGGUGUCAGACAGGGGUGCAUUUCACGCCUUUUUUAUUCCUUAUGGUAGUAGAUUUUGUAAUGAGGAAGGCUACAGUAGAAGAUGGAACCGGUGUGAAAUGGGUAAACGGUAGUGAACUGAAUGAUCUAGACUUUGCAGACGACAUCGCCUUGCUAGCAAAGGAUGAAAAUGGUCUACAACAACUAACGUCCAAUCUGGAAAUAGCAGCUUGCAGAUUUGGAUUGAGAAUUAGCACUGAAAAUACCAAAGUGAUGUACGUGGGAGCUAGAAACAUUACACCAAUAAAUGUUGGGACUGAACCAAUUGAGGAAGUAACGCGAUUCACAUACCUAGGAAGCCUGAUAACCAAGAAUGGUGAUGCUGAAAUGGAUGUCAAAAGCAGAGUCGAGGUGCCUACGCCGAAUAAUGAAGAUCUCAUACAGAGACCAUAUCAUCAAUGA
Messenger RNA from Lingula anatina, 492 nucleotides. RefSeq lists its product as uncharacterized. The record is from RefSeq and is a predicted model, not a curated record. NCBI's taxonomy places the organism in Eukaryota, Metazoa, Brachiopoda, Lingulata, Lingulida, Lingulidae.